This is a messenger RNA of Acanthopagrus latus (yellowfin seabream), 597 nucleotides long. RefSeq names its product 40S ribosomal protein S17-like. Bases 146 to 550 code for a protein of 134 amino acids. Gene Ontology annotation, cellular component: ribosome. The record is from RefSeq and is a predicted model, not a curated record. The transcript is spliced from 5 exons. Lineage: Eukaryota; Metazoa; Chordata; Actinopteri; Spariformes; Sparidae. Gene Ontology annotation, biological process: translation. Gene Ontology annotation, molecular function: structural constituent of ribosome.
AUAAAGGAUGCCUUGUUUUCUUUCACCUCUCACCUCUCGCCGCUAGUGGUCGCUGUGGGGCAAGGCGCUGUGACAGCGGCGGCCGUCAGCUGUAAACUUCCUGUCUGAACUUCCGGUGCCUCUCUUCCAACCGGUCCGAGUCAACAUGGGGCGAGUCAGGACCAAGACCAUCAAAAAGGCCGCCAGGGUCAUCAUCGAGAAGUACUACACCCGUCUGGGCAGUGACUUCCACACCAACAAGAGGGUGUGCGAGGAGAUCGCCAUCAUCCCCAGCAAGCCUCUGCGGAACAAAAUUGCAGGGUAUGUGACACAUCUGAUGAAACGUAUCCAGCGCGGUCCGGUCAGAGGAAUCUCCAUCAAGCUGCAGGAGGAGGAGAGAGAGAGGAGGGACAACUAUGUUCCAGAGAUAUCUGCUCUGGACCAGGAGCUCAUCGAGGUCGAUCCAGACACUAAGGAAAUGCUGAAGAUGCUGGACUUCGGUGGCCUUUCCAAUCUUCAAGUCACUCAGCCAACUAUUGGAAUGAACUUCAAGACACCACGAGGACUGUAAAAUCAUGUGUAGUCAUCUUAAUAAAGAGAAAUGAUUAUUAAGGAUCA